This is a messenger RNA of Paecilomyces variotii, 687 nucleotides long. RefSeq names its product putative hydrolases of HD superfamily. Lineage: Eukaryota; Fungi; Ascomycota; Eurotiomycetes; Eurotiales; Thermoascaceae. The transcript is spliced from 2 exons. The record is from RefSeq and is a predicted model, not a curated record. Gene Ontology annotation, molecular function: 5'-deoxynucleotidase activity. Gene Ontology annotation, cellular component: cytoplasm. The coding region runs from base 1 to 687 and encodes 228 amino acids.
AUGGGUUCGCAAACGCCCCUCAAUCCGGUGUGGACAACGCAGUCGGUCCUGUCGACCUUGCCGCAUCCUCCCGAAGAGAAUUCGACUUCUCCCGUGCCAUUUUUCCACUUGCUCGAACGCCUGAAGACGACCAAACGUGAGGGAUGGCGCCGCUUCGGAAUCAGCCACGGCGAGUCUAUCUCUGACCAUAUGUAUCGCAUGUCUAUCAUGACUCUGCUUGCUCCGCCGUCUCUCUCCGCUCGGUUGAACGUCCCUCAUUGCACCAAGAUGGCUCUUGUCCACGAUAUGGCCGAGUCGCUGGUGGGCGACAUCACUCCCGUCGAUACCGACGUGCCCAAGGCCGAGAAGGCACGGCGCGAGGCUGUCGUCAUGGACUACAUUGCCGAUAAUCUACUUGGUGGUGUCCCUGGCGGUGGGCUUUCUGGGGGAGAGAUUCGUAAAGUUUUCCAGGAGUACGAGGACAACAAGACGCUGGAAGCCCAGUUUGUCCAUGACGUCGACAAGAUGGAGCUAUUGCUGCAGAUGGUCGAAUACGAGAGGGCCCACGAGAUCGAUUUGUCCGAGUUCUGCCAUGUGGCGGCGCGUAUCCAGCUUCCGGAAGUGAAAGAAUGGGCCGCUACUGUUCUUAAGGAACGUGAAGCCCUGUGGCAGAAGAAGGCCGCAGCGACUAAUGCUGUGAGCGCAUGA